Molecule: messenger RNA, 9188 nt
Organism: Anthonomus grandis grandis
Lineage: Eukaryota; Metazoa; Arthropoda; Insecta; Coleoptera; Curculionidae
Product: adenomatous polyposis coli protein-like
Exons: 39
Coding region: 148-8385 (2745 amino acids)
Biological process (GO): cell migration; regulation of cell differentiation; pattern specification process
Cellular component (GO): beta-catenin destruction complex; catenin complex; cytoplasmic microtubule
Molecular function (GO): microtubule binding; gamma-catenin binding; beta-catenin binding
Source: RefSeq, a predicted model, not a curated record
GUCGUUAUCUACGUCUGUCAAUAAUACAUAUUAAAAGAAUUCAGUGCUUUUUUAAGUAAAAAAUUUACUAUUGAGGUGUUUUGGGUAUUUUAGUUUCUCCUAGACGAAACAUGUAUAAAGCUAGGAGAUUGACACAAGUCAUAAGCAAUGUCUCUUCCCGUCUCUCAAUAUGAAGCUUUGCUAGCGGAGGUGCGCGGCUUAAGGCGCAAGGCACAGAGAGUUCAGCAACUUGCUCGACCUUUAAUUAGUGGAAACAGUUCCCAGCAGUACCAGCAUGAUAAACCUUUAGACUACACAAUGGAGUCGCUGCUCUUAAACAGACAUGAUCGAUCUAAUUCUCCGAACAAUGAUCAUAGCUCAACAUCAGAUCAAGGUCAGUUAUCAAGUGAGGAUGAAUUACGACUUGGUGGCGUAUCGAGAGAUAGGUCUUAUAGAAGUUCCAGUCAAAUGUCAGUGAGCAGCGAACCAGUUUCCAGAGUACCCGGCCAAGCUCAGAUAGUUUCAGGUUCUAUGUUCCAUGGAGCUUGGCCCAAUGUUGAAAGGACAAGUAUGUGGAAUUCGGAACCAGGCAGCCUAAGACUGCCAGAUACUAAUCAACAUAAGAAAGACUUGAAUUCCUCAGGAGGAAGUUGCCAAAACGAAAUUUCAUCUGUGAUGUCAUUUGCAUCAAGUUCAGGUGGAGUUCCUAUUGAUAGAGGUCUUUGUAGUCCUGACAGAAAAUGGUCUUCUCAACAGUUAGAAGCAAAAAUGGACGUAGUAAAUAGUUUAUUGUCAAUGUUAGGUAGUCAAGAGCAUGUGGAUAUGGGAGAAACAUUAUUAGCGUUAAGCACUUGCCCUGAGAGCUGCCUUGCCAUGCGACAAUCAGGUUGCAUCCCACUAUUAGUUCAAUUGGUGCAAUCAGAUAAAGAUAAUGAAACAAGAAAAAAGGCAGCUCAAGCUUUAUACAAUUUAGUAAAUUCACAGCCAGAUGAAAAAAUUAAAAAAAGAGAAAUCAGAGUACUAAAAUUAUUAGAGGAUGCCAGGCGGUAUAUUGAAUGUCUGAAAUAUGACUUGGAAUAUGAAUCGCAAUGUGCUGAUGGCAGUAUCAGUCCUCUUCAAACCCAAGAAGAUGGAGAUAAACACCCAGUUCAAACAAUAGCACACCUAAUGAAGUUGUCAUUCGAUGAAGGCCACAGGCAAGCAAUAUGUCAGUUAGGAGGGAUUUAUACAAUCACUUCUUUAGUAGAGAAUGAACAUUCAAAACAUGGCAGCACUGUACAAGAGGGUAAUUGUAUAUUGAUGCGUAGGUACGCGUGUAUGGCACUAACCAACCUUACUUUUGGUGAUAGUGGAAACAAAGCUCUUUUGUGUUCAUUUAGGGAUUUUAUGAGGGCUCUAAUUUUGCAGCUACGAAGUCCCAGCGAUGAACUAAGACAAGUUACAGCUAGUGUUUUACGGAACUUAUCUUGGCGAGCCGACUCGACCAGUAAGGAAAUCCUACGAGAAGUGGGUAGUGUGACUGGUCUUAUGAAAGCUGCUAUGCUACAAAAUAAAGAAAAUACUCUAAAGUCUACAUUGUCUGCUUUGUGGAAUCUGUCGGCCCAUUGUACCGAGAAUAAGUCUGAAAUAUGUGCUGUCGAGGGAGGUCUUGGUUUUUUGGUCAACAUGUUAUCCUAUAAAACACCUUCGAAAAGUUUAGCAAUAAUCGAGAACGCUGGAGGUAUUUUAAGAAAUAUCUCAAGUCAGAUUGCUGUCCGAGAUGACUACAGAGACAUUCUCCGAAAACACAAUUGCCUGCACAUCCUUUUAGAGCAAUUGAAAUCACCGAGCUUAACGAUUGUGGCCAAUGCUUGUGGUACAUUGUGGAAUCUUUCAGCAAAAAACGCCGAAGACCAAGAAACGCUUUGGCAAAUGGGAGCGCCCGCUAUGCUCCGAAGUUUGAAUCAUUCCAAACAUAAGAUGAUUGCUAUGGGAUCUAGUGCAGCUCUUAAAAACUUACUAGCAGCAAAACCACAACAAAAUUUGGUCCAUAAAAUGGAUUCUACUGCACUAUCUUUGAACUUACCCGAGCUUCCUUCACUGGUGGCUAGAAGACAAAAAUGUCUUAUGCAGGAUCUGGAUCAGUCACUCACCGAAACCUACGAAAAUUUAGAUAAAGAUUCCCCAGUUAAAGCAAACGCAGAUAGUAAUGUGGAUGGGGGGCAUUUUAUCUAUGGUCGCAAUAAGACGAGAAGUCGUAGUCCAGAAGAUUUGACGAAUCACUUUGCUAGCUUGAAUUUGAACGAACCAUCAAUAAGCUACUCGAUGGAGGCCAGAAAUAGGUCUAAAAUUGCUCGAAAUUAUGGUUGUUCCAGUUUGCCUUACGUCCCCCAACCCACAAGGCGAACAAAUCCGGCGUCCUUUUUACCAGCCAGAACAAAAUUUUCUGACCACGCUUACGAGAACCCACCCGAGCAACCAAUAGACUAUAGUCAAAAAUUCUUUGAAACCUCUAACAUAAAAGGAACAAGUUCCACAGGAAUUUUAACACCAUCAGAAUUGCCUCAGAAUGAAAAUGAUAGGAAAGGAAACUUGUCUUACGUGGAGAAAACUGAAGAUAAUUUUGAUAUUGGCUAUACCGAAACCGAUUUGGAUCAGCCUACAGAUUAUUCUUUAAGAUAUGCUGAAGAUGAUUCAGAUUCGGAUAUUUGCAGUAAAAUUACCAAGCAAGAAUAUCUACAGGAUACUGUAAAGACUUAUUGUACGGAGGGAACGCCAUAUGAGACUCCGUUUGUAUUUUCAAAUGCAAAUUCGAUGUCAGAUUUACGAAAUGUUGGAACUAGCGAUGAAAAACCCGAUAUAGAUAAUGAUAUUGAUGUUCAAAAAAAAUGUGACAAGAAGGAUAAAAAGGAGAUCAAAAAUGACGAAGAAAAGGAUCGAUGUUCGACCGAAGAUAUUUCAGAGAUGGAUAACACGCAGCUAAAAACACAAAAAUCUCAGUUCAGUUCGGGCAUGAUGUCACCCGAAAAACCUGUAAACUACUGUGAAGAAGGAACUCCAGGAUAUUUUUCCCGUGUCAGUAGCUUUGGUUCAGGGUUAGAUUCUAUUCCUGCAAAUGAAACUGUGAUAAAAAAAGAAAUAAAGGAAGAAGUAAACGUAAACGAAUCGCCUAGUUCUCCGCCAAAGGAGGAAAAAAGCAUGGAUCGUGUUUCCAAUGCGCCCAAAACGCCAAACGAAGUAAAGGUCGUGAAGUUUGAACAGGUUGUGAAUUAUGCUGAGCAGACUCCCUUGAUGUUUUCAAGAUCGAGUUCACUUGCUUCAUUGGAUAGCAUUGAACAGCAUUCAAUACACGAUGACCGAAGUUCUGUUGUUUCAGAUUUUAGUCGCCUUACAAGCGGUAUAGUCUCACCAAGCGAGUUGCCGGACUCUCCCACUCAGACAGUUCCAUCAAGUCCUCGUUCUUCCAAACAUAAAAUCGAUUUUCCUGGUUCAUCAAAACAACGUUUGUCGGAAAAUAAAAUACGACCCGUACCGAAGGCCAGUGUCUUUGAUGAUAAUGUUACUAAAUUUAAGGAGGAAAAUACACCAGUUCAAUUUUCGACAGCCACUAGUUUAAGCAGUUUGACAAUAGAUGAUCAAGAAGGAAUCGAAAAUACAAAUUCUGCCAGUAAUACUCCUGACACUAAAGUGAAACAACAUUUGCCGAGUGCCAGCACCAGUGCAGUAACUCCAAAUGUGGAGAAAUGUGAGCAACCACCGGAUCAGCAAGAAAAGAAAGAUUUCGAAAAAGAAAAAGAAACCAGCGGAUUUGACGACCUUAACGAUGAUUCGGACGGCGAUGAAGAUAUCUUAGCUGCUUGUAUUAGUGACGGAAUGCAGUCAAAUAUAUCCUUACCAACUGCCAGCUCAACUCCAACAAAGCUACCGUUAGCAGCGUAUAAGUUCCAGCAACCUAAAAUUGCUGCCACUGGCAUACCCGUUCGUACCCCAUCGAGACACGUUCCAGUCAGAACUUCGGGUUUGUUGGAAGAUGCACCCAAAGCUUAUUAUACCGAAGAUACUCCAGCCGUUUUGAGCCAUGCAGGUUCGAACUCUAAUUUGAGUACUCUAUCGAUUCUAAAUGAUAGUCGGAGUAAGCAGGGUGACUUUUCAGAUGACUCUAGCAAUCUUUCCGUGGACAAUGAAAAUAUAUUGGAACAGUGUAUCCAGUCUGCGAUGCCAAAAUCGAAAAAAGACAUUAGAGUUAAUAGUCCGCAACCGCGAGCCUCAAAUAUAAGCGUGCUGCCUAGGUCCACGAAUCAAAUCACCUUUAAACACGUGCCCUUACCAAAAAGCGAAGAAGCCUUAAAAGUGUCCCAACGUUAUAAUCCUAAGAAGAUCGAUAAAGGAUUAGAUAGACGAGAAAAAAAGGUGGUAAGAGGAGAUAGACGCGAAUCGUCGCUACCGCCUUACCUGACUUUAAGAGAUGAAGUAGCCAGCUACGAGAUUGAAAACAGCCCUUGUCAGUUUUCACUAAGGUCUAGUUUAAGUGACCUGACUGUGGACGGGAGCGUGAUUGGGUUAAAACCGGCAAGUAAACCAUCCCAACGUAUCAAAACUCCGCAAGAUGCAGCUGGCCCAAGCAGAAAAGAUUUAGCAGAUUCCCUCCAGUCGCAUAAGUCACGUCGAAAGGAAUCAUUCUCAUCAUUAAGCUCCUUGGCAUCAAACGAAGGAGACCAGGCGUUGCUAGAAGAAUGUAUCUAUUCAGGAAUGCCCACCGACAAACAAGAAGAGGCUCUGCUAAAUGAGUGCAUUCAAGCGGGUAUGCAGAGUAGCAGGUGCAGCAGUAGAACAAUGACGAUAGAUUCCUCUAUAAGACCAGAAACACUUCGACCCUUUCAAAGAGAUGACUUUAUGAUCCAUAAGACUAAUUCAUCGGAAGAUAAUAGGUCAAAAAACGUGCAUGUUGCGCCUGUUGCCCGGAGCAUAGUGGUAAUCCAACCACAAGUAAGCCAGCAACGUCCCGAAAUAUCAACCACGGCGGCAGGCGUAGAAAACGGUCCCGCACCAAAUUGGAGCGACAUCGAAAAGAACGUCAGCUUCGUGUCAGUAGCGGAGACCAUGGCGGAGAGCCACGCGGACGCGAGAAUAGGGACCUCUCUGGUAGCAGAUUCGUUACCGGACAGAUUCUCGCUUUCCGACGAGAACUUAUUGACAGAUCAAAUGAAGAAUGGAUCUAGCAAAUCCGUCAGUCAGUUUUUGGAGGCCAGCUUCGAAAGCGAUUAUACCUGUUCGAAUUCAGACAACUGCGCGAAUCUGGACGGUGUCUUCACGAAGAGCUGCGAGGAAACUGGACAUUUGGCGAAUAAUAGAAUGCUUGAUCCAGAUGCGAUGAUUGAAUCGCUUGACAGGUUUACUGCUGAAUUGGUAAGCCAGGCAAGCCAUUUAAAACAAGAAAAAAGUUCCCAAAUAGAUAAACAAGAUAAAUCGAAUACCGACGAAAAUACAUGGAAUGAUGAUACAUCUCCUAAUGAACUAACCUUUCCUACAAUGUCAGGAAGCCUACCGAAUGUGAUUACUUUUGAUAGCGAACAUGAUGAAAGUAGCAAAAUUGAUGCUGUUGAUGGUGUAGUAGAUGUUAAUCAAUGCGAAGGAGUUAGCAAUGACUUUUCAUCUAUGAAUACGACAACCAUGACGGCAAGCACUUUGAUUGCUAUUGAAGCUAACAAAAUAGUUACGGCAUUUCAAAAAGAAGCAGACAUGUCACAGAGUGCCAAAUCCCUUGACUUGGAUUCGAUGAAGCUACCUUCUCAGCCUCAGUCUUUAAGCAACAGUAUGACAAGUUUCGACAAAGCCGCACCGAAAAGUCCGAAGAUGGCAUCCAGGAAAAAAAAUAUGUCUAGCAAUAUUUUGGUCAAACGCGCGCUGAGUAAUUCAGCUAACCAUACGUCAAGCCUGGAAAAUUUGGAUAACAGCAUAUCUAACAUCGAACAACUUAAUCCACCAUCAGAAUUGCAGCAUUUGGUAGACUUAGAUAGUAGUAUUACAAGCAUUGCAAGUCUUCCACGGGAGGACAUAGACUUAAAACCGGAAUUUGUCAUAAAUGCAAGCUUAACUGCCAAAAAUAAUCAAGACUCUAAACCACAUCCAAUAUUUAAUGUGAAACAGCCUUUUGUGACUUCCACAUUAAAUAGUAUUAAUGCUGAUCUAGAGCUGAUGAAUCCUCCAUCGAUUUUUAAUGAUAUUACCGAUAUGUGCAAUUCCUUGGCCGAUUUUUCACCUGAUAGCGUUCAUACUCAGGCUACUACGUUUCAAGAUUGCCUCACCCAUAUUUCUGACAAUACAUAUGCUGAUGUUACCUUAGCGAAUGACAUAACGGAAUUCAGUGAUGCUAACAGUAUAACUCCUAUUCAAUCUGAUAUUAGCAGUGUUGAAAGCACUCCAAAAAGAAUAGUUAAACCUUUGACCAAAAAUAUGAUGACAAAACAACGAAGAAAUAUGGCUAGAGACAGAUACAAAACCUAUGUGGUAGCAGCCGAAAAAGUUAUGCAAGAAUCUAUAGAGUUGGAAACCAAGGUUAAAGAGUUUCAACCUAGCUUGGAAGAACGCAAUGAAUUGCUAAUCGAUGACUACAAGACGGUUAAUGAACUUGCGGAAAAAGAGGAUGAUCAAAGUAUAUGCAGUAAUACAUAUAUCGUGAAAUCUCCAAAGCGAGCAUCAAAUGAACGAAGAAGAUUGGAUAAAUCAAGAUUUGAAACAAAAGUUAUCGAUGUCUCCGCUUUACAAGCAAGUACUGAUUCUAUUAAACCAGAAACCAGCGACGCAGAGUCAAAGAAUUCCAGUGCUAGCCCUAGUCCAACAAGAACUAAACUGAGUAUCAGAAGAAAUUUCUUGCAGAAAAGACUUGAAAAUAAGGAAAGAUUUAGAACUCAAACACUCAGUGAAAGUAGUUUUGGAUCACCAGAAGUUCUCUCCGCAUCUCCUCCUUGUGAGGGCAACGACCUUCAAUUCAUAGUUGAAAAAGAAGCUAAUUUGGUGUUAAAAACUAUAAGAGAUAGCAAGUUACUAACUGAAGAAAUGUUAGACUUGGAAACUUUAAGUUUAGUAUCAAAUGAUGAAGAUUCUGAACAUAAUUCUGGCAGUCCUAUAAACUAUAGGACUUAUCACAGAAGUUGGAGUACGAGAAAGCCAGAGACUCCAGUUGUAUCAUCUUAUGAAACUCAGGGCAAUUGUAAGGAAGAAAACACCAAUUUACCUCUACCGCUCGAGGUGAAUUUAUCCAAUAUACUGCCUGCAGAAGUUCAUCCUUCUCAAGUAGAAUGUACGACACCACAAGAGCCAUUAAGUUCGAACCUGCAUCUAAAACCAGAUGAAGUUAGCGAUGAAAAUCUUGAAGAAAAAAGUUUAGUAAAACCCAGAAUUGUCAAACCGCUAUCAAACUCUGAUCAGGAGCAAGAGGAGGAUGAGGCUAAACCAGAAGAACCUAAAGGAAUACGAGGGAGAAGAAAGCCUUUAUAUUCAAAAACGAAUAUUAUGAAUAAAAUUGCUCCAAAAACAAUAAAACCGGCCAAAAAUAUGGCUUCGAAUCUUGUGAAAAACAUAACAUCUAGUAUUAAAUCUGGAACUUCCCUAAAAAGAGAUGCCAAUCCAAAAGAAAAAACCUCAUAUCUAAAACCUCCUACGCCCACUCCAGUAAAAUCAAGUGGUUAUGGAUAUUCUCGAAGCAGUAACAUCACUACGCCAAAUAGAAGUAUAGCAAAUAGUCGCAACAAUAGUCCUAAAAGUAGUCCGAAACACAAUGCAAAGAGUACUCAGGGUACUCCGCCAUUAGAACGGCAAGGAACUUUUACGAAGGACGAUUCCCCCAGUAGCUCACCGAAGACUCCCACAAAGCUACCUACUCCACCAUCAAAAAUUCCAUCCUUUAACAAACAUGUUGCCCGAACAGUAACGAGCAAAAUACCUGCCAAUAACAACUUGGUUACCAAUAGACCUGUACAGAAUGGAACUGCCAAAUCUGCUAGUACCGAUAGAAUUAAUAAGAAUACUAGGCUAUACAAUAGGUCGACAAGUGCGGAUAGCAGAGAAGAGCCUUCGAAAAAAAUACAUCCGUCUUCCUCGACUCAGAGUUUAAAAGUUGAAACAAAUCCUGCAAAAGGUGUUACAAAGAAAUCUGGAAUACCUAGUCCAGCGCAACGAUCAAAUAGUAAUGUUUGUAUCGGUUCGAAUGGAACUGCCAAAAAACAUGUUACGAGUAAAAUUGCGAGCUUGUGGAAGAAAGUUGAGGAAAGCAAGGCUAAGCAGCAAAACGGUCCGGGUAAACAAGAUAAGCGCGUAUGGAUACAAAGUGAAAAAGAACCUACUAGUCCUAAGCUGAUACGAAGGAACACCUUUGAGAAUCGAAAUUCUAGCAUACCUUCGAAUAUAGUUCCUGAAGCAGAAGAUUAAAAUUUGUUUACACUAAUAUUCUAAAUGAAUGAACAAGCUUAGUAGAAUUCCUCAAAUUUAUAGUCAAUCCACUUUAGAUCAAAAUUCAGACCAAUGAUAUAUUUUUUUAUAUCAGCUUUGAUCAGCUAAAAAAACCUUCCAGAUAAUGUCAUAGUUUUUAAUUUUAAAUGUGUUUUUAGUAUAGUUUAAAUGCUGCAGGUUUUUAAUAUUAAGUAGAAUAUAUUAAGUUAUUCUUGCUCUAGCUGCUUUGUAUUGUAUUUAUAUUUUUGCAAAUGUUAUGAAUAUCACAGAUGUGCUCUCUAUUUAAAUUUUAUAUUGAGUUUAUCGCAUGCGAUAUUCAUUUUAUUUUGAUGUACCGUAUUUAUUCUAGUCUUGAUAUUAUGUAAUAUUAGAAGUAAUUUAAGACCAAAUUGAAAUUACUAAUUGCGUUAGUGUUUAGAGUUGUUGGCGCUGACCAAUGCGCAAGUUCAGCCGUCAACUAAAAGUUAUUAUUUUCAAUUUGAGUAUUUAAAUUGCUUCGUAUUUUGUAAGACUGUAAAUUGUAGAUUUAUGUUAAAUAUUCGUGAUAAUACUAGUUUAUUAUAGAGUCCUUUGUUCCGUGUAGUGUAAAUAAAUAAUUGUAGGAAGUGUCAAAAAUGAAACAUAAGUAAUUUUAUAACGUUUAAACGUAGGGUUUAUUAUAUAAAUACAAUUUAUGUUUUUUUGUUAAAUGUUAUAUAUAUAUAGGUACUUAAAUAAUUUCAAUAUUUGCUCCAAAGUUUUCAUUUAACGAGAAUUAAACGUUUUGCUUUAAAAGUUUUUAA